CGGCGGCGGCGCAGGGCCGCCCGGGUCGGCGCUGCCUGCGGCGCGGGCGCUGGAGGCCGGCGGUGCGGGGAGUGCGAGGAAGCGGCGGCGGCCCGGAGCGUGAGAGGCUGGGAGCCGGGGAGGGGGCGCUGGAGCCGCGGCUCUCCGGUGGCCCCGAGCCCCGCUCCCCGCCCCCGACGCGGGAUUAGCCGCCCGCCUGCCCUCGGGCGGGCUCCCGGGGACCCUUCUGCUCCCGCCACCCGCGCUCGGCCCGCCCCGGAGCCGGGAGCCGGGAGCCGGGUGCCCGGGCGGCGUGGGGCUAAGGCUCUCUCUGAUUCAUUCAUUCUCCGCCGCCGGGAGCCGCGGACCCGCUGUGCGCGGCGGAGGAGGAAGGGAGAGGGGCGGCCGCGGAUGAAGGGCCGGGCGGGAGCCGGGCUCCAUUGUGCUCGGCGGCGGGGGGCGGGAAGGGGCUGAGGGAGGUGGGAUCGGGGCCCCCAUCCCCCUGCUCUCCUGCACGCGCUGCGCCCCCAGCCUGCUGCCAGCCUGGAAAUGGCUCCGUGUAUUCUCGGGAGGAUGCAUCGAUCCUGCCCAGCCUUCUCUGCCUCCUCCCCACCUCUCCUCGGCUCCGAGUCUUAGGAGGAAGGAGGGAAAAAAAAAAAACAACACAAUUUAAAAGACAGAUUUCCAAUGUGGAGUGUUGUGCACGUCGCGAGCUGCCGGGUUUGCACUCGGAGGAGAUUUUUUUCUAUGUAGGCCCCCCCCCCCCUUUUUUUUUUCUAAUGUGAGUGCAGGGAAGCCGCGGCAUUACUGCUUUUAGGAUUUUUAUUUUCUCGUAGGGCUCUCUCUAUAAAAGUGCACGUCGCAUUGGGUUGCACGCUCCACCCCCAGGGACCCGGUGUGGUGGUGGAGAAAUUUGAACCCGCAGCCUUAGUAGCGCCGAAAAGACCAGGUUACCUGCCUCUCCCGAGAGUGGAGGAAGAAGACCUGAACGGAAUGACCACCCAAGUCAUUUUUCGUAGGACUCUGUGAAGCUGGAUUCCGCGUUUUUUCCAACACGUAGACUCAUUUUUUUUUUUUUUUUGUGGAAUUAAGAGUUAACCGCUGUCUCCUCCGCGCAGCAUUUUAACGCUAAUAAGCAAAUGCCACCUCGGUGCGAACGUUUUGGUAUUUCUGAGAGAGAAUUCAUUUUAUACAAGCGAACUCACUGAAUUGUCAGCAUUACUGAAAUACCUCCAGAAAAGGACCUUCGGGGGCUGGAAACGCAACUGCGAAAUAGCAGACGGAGACAUUCCUCUGGAAGUUAUUCCGUAGCCUAAGAGCAGAAACUUCGGAGCAAGUUUUCAUUGGGCAAAAUGGGGGAACAACCCAUCUUCAGCACUCGUGCUCAUGUCUUCCAGAUUGACCCUAACACAAAGAAGAACUGGGUACCCACCAGCAAGCACGCAGUUACUGUGUCUUAUUUCUAUGACAGCACAAGAAAUGUGUAUAGGAUAAUCAGUUUAGAUGGCUCAAAGGCAAUAAUUAAUAGCACCAUCACCCCAAACAUGACAUUUACAAAAACUUCUCAGAAGUUUGGCCAGUGGGCCGAUAGCCGGGCAAACACUGUUUAUGGACUGGGAUUCUCCUCUGAGCAUCAUCUUUCAAAAUUUGCAGAAAAGUUUCAGGAAUUUAAAGAAGCUGCUCGACUAGCAAAGGAGAAAUCACAAGAAAAGAUGGAACUUACCAGUACACCUUCACAGGAAUCAGCAGGCGGGGACCUUCAGUCUCCUUUAACACCAGAAAGUAUCAAUGGGACCGAUGAUGAAAGAACACCUGAUGUCACACAGAACUCAGAGUCAAGGGCUGAACCAACUCAGAAUGCAUUGCCAUUUUCACAUAGUUCAGCAAUCAGCAAACAUUGGGAGGCUGAACUGGCUACCCUCAAAGGAAAUAAUGCCAAACUCACUGCAGCCCUGUUGGAGUCUACUGCCAAUGUGAAACAAUGGAAACAGCAACUUGCUGCAUAUCAAGAGGAAGCAGAACGUCUGCACAAGCGGGUGACUGAGCUUGAAUGUGUUAGUAGUCAAGCAAAUGCAGUGCAUACCCAUAAGACAGAAUUAAAUCAGACAAUACAAGAACUGGAAGAAACACUGAAAGAAAAGGAAGAGGAAAUAGAAAGAUUAAAACAAGAAAUUGAUAAUGCCAGAGAACUCCAAGAACAGAGGGACUCUCUGACUCAGAAACUGCAGGAAGUAGAAAUUCGGAACAAAGACCUGGAGGGACAACUGUCUGACUUAGAGCAACGUCUGGAGAAAAGUCAGAAUGAACAAGAAGCUUUUCGUAAUAACCUGAAGACACUCUUAGAAAUUCUCGAUGGAAAAAUCUUUGAACUAACGGAGUUACGAGAUAACUUGGCCAAGCUUCUAGAAUGCAGCUAAGGAAAGUGAAAUUUCAGUGCCAAUUGAUUAAAAAAAAAAGAAGAAGAAAAAAUACACUGUCUCCCUUCAUAGGACUGUUUGGGCUCUGCAUCAAGAUUGCACAAAAAAUCUAAAUAUCACUCCUCCCGGAGGAGGAUUUUUUUUGAAAAUUGGAAUUGUAUAUUUCAGUGUAAAUUUUAGAAUCCAGCUUGUAGCUAGUUGGGGAAAAAGAGAUGAAACACUUGAACUACAAAUUACCUCCAUGUAUAUUAUUGGCCAUAGCUAACUAGGAAAUUACAAGUAGACACUUAAUGCAAUCUUUUUUUUUUUUCUUUCUUUUUUUCUUUUUUCUUUUUCCUGAUAUUAGCCAAUGGGAGAAUUAACGAUGUCUGGGUCACAUCCCCUUUUUGUGUUCAACACAGUGAAGGCUAUCUGCUUUUUAACUUAAUUUAUUUAUGAUAUCUAAAGCUGUGUUUUGUGCAAAAAAAAAAAAAAAAUCCACAAAAAAACAACUUAGUGACGAAAGCCCUGUCUUUUGUUAUAAUCUGAAUAAUUUCUCAGGAUACUUUUGCACUGUUGGGAAGCAGUGUCAUGACCAGUUAAUUCUUGCCAGGAGUGAGAGCGCGCUGCAUCUUUAAUUGAAACAUGCUUGCUGUGCCAGGGUGUGUAGAACCCUUCCCUUUUUUUUGUGGGAAGAUAUUUCACUCUGGUGGCCACUCUGCUGCACUCUGGUGUUCUCUAACCUUGUCCCUGUAUAGUUUACUUUUCCAUACUGAUCCCAUGUAUUUAUGAGAAGAUACUGUCUCCCAUUUUACUAUACAUUUUAAAGCCAACUAACGAAGGCAGCUGAGUCCCUCAGAAAUUUUUCUUUUUAAAUUUCUAAUAAAUUUGACACAGUACUGAAAUGCAGCAGCCCGUCGCUGACGGUCUGGUCUAGCAAUGUUAAGUAUAUUUACAGAAUAUGCAGUUACCUUUAUUUAUAUCUUUUGCAAGAAACCUUUUCUGGAUGAUCAACGCAUUUCAAUUUACAAAUAAUUGUGGUUAUUGGGGAACUGUUUAUUAUAGAUCCUUUUCAGGUGUAUAGAUAUUUUAAAAGGGAUCCAUUUCCAUCCAACAGCGGAUCAGAGGACUAUUGGGAUUGAGCCGUGUACUCUGUCUGGAUCUCCACGCCAACCACAUCUCUAGUCAAACCUCACAAGGCAAUAUUCUGAACUGUUAACUAGGCAUCUCAACACAGGAAUUCAAUUCAAUAGGCUCUUCUCAGUGAACAGGUUUUAAUGUUGUUUUGAUGUAAUUUUAAAAGACUUUUAGCAAAGAUGCGUUUCUUUAUAUAUUUCUUUUAAGAAGCUAUUUUAAAAGUAAGGCACGUGCUGUUUAGUCUGCAUAUGGAGUAGGAGUUGCAUCAGAGUCCAUGUAUUCUCGCUGUACAAUGCCUGCGGUGUUGAGGAGGGUUCUUUAUUUAAAGUGUAUGCUUGGGAAUCUGACUCUGAGGAGUCUACAAAGUGCACUGACUUUUGGUUUGUACCCCCAAAAGACUGAAUUGUUAAGAACAAAAGUAAGCUAAUUGAUCAAUUUGUAACCAUUUUUUCACUCACAAACAGCUACUCAGCAUAGGCAAUUUUGUUUUAUAUAUGUAUGUGUAUGUAUGGAAAUACAUACAUAUUAAUUUAUAUUAGAGUGAAAAAUAAAUGGUUUCUAAAGUUAGUUUCUAAAGUGAGUUUUCAGAUGUCUCUGAGAAGUUUUUAUCAGACACUUGAUCACCAUGUCUUAUGUGUGCUAUAACAUCAUGUGAGUCACCGCCAUCUAUUUUAGGGCAUUUAGCUCACCUGUGUAUCACAGGGAAGGUGAUGUAGGUACACAAGGGCAGAGCUGAGCUAUGUCUCUGACAAAUCAGGUAAUAAAACUUUACUUAAUUGAUAGAAUUUUGAAGUAGAUGUGAUUUUAUCUAUCAGUUUCUGAGUAACAAAGAGCACCAGAUUUUGACUUAAAUAGGAAAUUUAACUCUAGGGAUCAGGGAAUGUAGAUAUGAAGAGUUAAUAAAAGUAAGUAAACAGUGUAUGUAAGCUGUUGAAAUGGUAAGUGAAUUAUUUUAACGAUGUAAUAAGAUAUUUUUAAAUUUUGACAUAGUUAUUAUAUAGUGGGAAAAUAACUCAUCAAAAUGUCUCCACUUGAGUUGUACUGAUAUGUGAGAUGUGUGUAACUCAAUAUAUACAUAUACUCAUAUGUAUAUACAGAAAUUUUUUUUUAAUAUUUUCCUACUAUAUGAAAUUUAAAAUUGGAAAUUUUCUGAGUUUUUUCCUUGUCCAAUAGAGCCUAAUUUUUUUAAAAAAGUGAUCUAACAAUUUAUUGAGGGCUGCACCUUUAAAUUCCCAGAUUGUCAUUAGACGUGUACAGUAUAUGGGAUAAGGUGGACACAAGGGCACAUAUAAAUAAAAUCUUAAGACUAUUUUAAACAUUGAUUUACGGUAGGAGAGUCAUCAUUUUCAAGUCAUAAUUAGGUUGUUUGCCUACUGUAGUUUUCUCCAUUUCUGUAUUAUAGAAAUAAAAGUUUGCAUAUUAAAAUUUGAUUUUCCCAGAGGCAAAUAUUAUAUAAUGUAUCUAUAUUUAGAUCAAACUGUGGUAAUAUAUUUGUCAGAAAACAGUGCUGGGGACUGUAGCCUGAACAUGUGGACUCGAAGUGACACAGGAAGGAGAGCAGAGGGUGAUCCCGUUGUGUAUAAGUUAUUAUAUGAAAACUGAACUCUUGUACAAAAAAACAACUGGAAAAAAAAAAGAAAGACAAAAAUACAGUUUUUAUUUUGCAAUACACUUGUUGUUCUCUGGAGAAUGUACUUUAUCUUUUUUCCCCUCAGUCUUUUACAGAUACUUUUUUAAAAAGCAUUCAAGUGAUGGCAGCAUUUACUUAAAUCUUACAGGUGCUAUUGGAUUUUACAUUUAGUGUGAUCUGUUGUGAAACCCUAACUUUGACAUAAAAGGUUUUGUAAGUAUUUUCCUGCCUGGAAAAUUAGUUUUGGUCUCUCUCUCUCCCUUUCUCCCUCUCACUCGCCCUUUUCCUCUCCCUCUCCCUCUCCCUCUCCCUCUCCCUCUCCCUCUCCCUCCCUUCCCCUCUCUUCUCUCUCCCCUCUCCUCCUUCUUCCUUCCUUCAUUCCUUCCUUCCUCCCUUCCCCUCUCUUUUUUCUCUCCUUUACUGCAGAUUUUACAAAGUUCAUGAAGGUGCGUCUCUGCCCUUACAGAAGAGCUCCAGCACCAUCAUAGAUUUAAUGUUUUGCUGUCAUUGAACUGUUGGGAAGCAAUUACAGUAG
Molecule: messenger RNA, 5677 nt
Organism: Pipistrellus kuhlii (Kuhl's pipistrelle)
Lineage: Eukaryota; Metazoa; Chordata; Mammalia; Chiroptera; Vespertilionidae
Gene: HOMER1
Product: homer scaffold protein 1
Exons: 9
Coding region: 1332-2396 (354 amino acids)
Biological process (GO): regulation of store-operated calcium entry; G protein-coupled glutamate receptor signaling pathway
Cellular component (GO): dendrite; cytoplasm; plasma membrane
Molecular function (GO): G protein-coupled glutamate receptor binding
Source: RefSeq, a predicted model, not a curated record